This is a messenger RNA of Acanthisitta chloris (rifleman), 738 nucleotides long. RefSeq names its product WNT1 inducible signaling pathway protein 2 (gene CCN5). The transcript is spliced from 5 exons. Gene Ontology annotation, molecular function: integrin binding; heparin binding. Gene Ontology annotation, cellular component: extracellular matrix; extracellular region. Bases 1 to 738 code for a protein of 245 amino acids. The record is from RefSeq and is a predicted model, not a curated record. Lineage: Eukaryota; Metazoa; Chordata; Aves; Passeriformes; Acanthisittidae. Gene Ontology annotation, biological process: cell adhesion; signal transduction.
AUGAGGCUCCAGCUGGAGAAGCAGCUCCUCUUCCUCUCCCUCCUCUGCAUCCUCUCCAAGGUGUGUGCCCAGCUGUGUCGGAGACCAUGCUACUGUCCCUGGGUGCCACCUCGCUGCCCCCGUGGGUCCCCCCUGGUCCUGGAUGGCUGUGGCUGCUGCAAGAUCUGUGCCCGGCGCCUGGGAGAGCCCUGUGACUUCCUCCACGUCUGUGACCAGAGCCAGGGCCUCGUCUGUGACUACAGCACAGCACCUGCAGGGACAGGAGCCACCUGCAACUUUGAAGAUGAUGAGGAGGGCUGCGAGGUGAAUGGCCGAGUCUAUCGAGAUGGGGAGAUUUUCCAGCCCAGCUGCAAACUCCAGUGUCGCUGCCUGGACGGAGGUUUCACCUGCAUCCCGCUCUGCCAGGAGGAUGUCCGACUGCCUACCCCAGACUGCCCCUACCCGCGGCGUGUGGAGAUCCCAGGGAAGUGUUGUCCUGAGUGGAUCUGUGAAGCCCAGGACCAGAACCUCCUCCAGGAUGCCAGAGCAGGUGAGAUGGAGGCCCCUGGGGCAGUGUCCCCGCUGCUGCCAUACCCCUGCCAGGAGUGGAGCACAGAGUGGAGUGCCUGCUCAGCCACCUGUGGCAUAGGCUUUGCCACCCGUGUCUCCAACCAGAAUCGCUACUGCCGACUGGAGACCCAGAGACGGCUCUGCAUGGCCAGACCCUCACUGGUGGUUUGGCAGAGCUUCGGCAAGUGA